AAAAGUGAGAGGUGGCGAGAAGAAACAGAAUGGAACAUCUCUCCACCUGACUCACUAUAUAAAUGUUAACAUGAGCUUAAUCAAAUUCCAGAAAACAAAACAUAGUUGAAUAAUAAAUAGUAAUAUUAGUAGUAAAUAGAUUUUCAAAAAAUAAGAAUGGGUGCAUAUUUUGGAGUUUCUACCAUUUUUGUUUUCUGUUUGUUGGGAUUCUCAGCCAAUGCUGAGGUAUUCACCAUUGGUUCUUCUUCAGGUUCUGAUAUUACCCAGGCACUUCUGAAAGCGUUCACAUCGGCAUGCCAAUCUGCGUCCCCGAGCCAAGUGGUGAUCCCGAAAGGAGAGUUCAAGCUUGGUGAGAUCGAGAUGAGGGGUCCAUGCAAAGCUCCAGUCGAGAUCACCCUUCAAGGCACUGUCAAAGCUGACGGUGGCUCUAUCAAUGGAAAGGAAAAAUGGGUCGUCUUCGGAAACCUUAACGGUUUCAAGUUGAACGGCGGUGGAGUCUUCGACGGUGAAGGAAACGCAGCCUGGACGGUCAAUAACUGCCACAAGACCUUCAACUGCAAGAAACUUCCCAUCAGUAUAAGGUUUGAUUUCGUGGAGAACGCUGAGAUUAGAGACAUAUCCUCGAUAGAUGCAAAGAACUUCCACAUAAACGUGCUCGGAGCCAAGAACAUGACCAUGGAUAACAUCAAGAUCACCGCUCCAGAAGACAGCCCCAACACUGACGGUAUCCAUUUGGGAAGAAGUGACGGAGUCAAGAUCCUUAACACCUUCAUCUCCACGGGAGACGACUGCAUCUCCGUUGGGGAUGGAACGAAGAACCUUCACGUGGAGAAAGUCACGUGCGGUCCGGGACACGGAAUCAGUGUAGGAAGCCUUGGAAGGUAUGGAAACGAGCAAGAUGUCAGCGGCAUCAGAGUCGUGAACUGCACUCUCCAACAGACUGACAACGGACUGAGAAUCAAGACAUGGCCGUCUGCAGCUUGCUCCACCACCGCCUCCGACAUUCAUUUUGAGGAUAUCAUUGUCAAGGACGUUAGCAACCCAAUCCUCAUCGACCAAGAGUACUGCCCUUGGAACCAAUGCAACAAGCAGAAAGCAUCAACGAUUAAGCUGGUGAACAUAAGCUUCAAGAGAGUCAGAGGAACAUCAGGGAACAAGGAUGCAGUGAAGCUAUUGUGCAGCAAGGGAUAUCCGUGCCAGAACGUGGAGAUUGGAGACAUAGAUAUUAAGUACAGUGGAGCUGAUGGUCCAGCCACUUUCCAGUGCUCAAACGUAAGCCCCACACUCUCGGGAGCUCAGAGCCCUAAAGCUUGCAGCGGUCCCGUGACCACUACGCCCCAAUAAAGUAGAAGCUCAAAAAUAUUAAACUAAAACAGCCAUUCAAUAUUAUUUGUUUUCUAUAUAUGUACACGACUUCAUUAUGGUCUAUGAUGUAUGAUAUCUAAUUCCACAAUGAAUGCAUAAUUAUGCCUUUUUUGACAAAAAUAAAAUAAGAUUAUAUCCCCUUCAUUUGCUUCGGUUCAAGUCUGAGUUCUACGGUACCGAAAGAAAUCUUGUAUACUUAACUUAAUCAAUUAAUCAAGUAAAACAAAAAAAAUAAGGUCACGAAAUUAAU
This is a messenger RNA of Thlaspi arvense, 1615 nucleotides long. The record is from the annotation of a GenBank genome assembly. Lineage: Eukaryota; Viridiplantae; Streptophyta; Magnoliopsida; Brassicales; Brassicaceae.